AUGAAAAGAGAAUUGAUUAGUGUAGCAUUUUUGUUAUGGCAAUGCCAUCUGAUAUUGGGAAAACCUGGGGUUGUUGAUUCACCAGAAAUUAGAAAACGUGCAAUAAGUACGACAUUGACAUCGUAUAAUAAUGUUGCUAGUGGAUCUAAGGCUGAUAGUGCUGAAAAAUCGACAAGUAAUCAGCCUGAAACGCCACCGAUAGACAGUGGCUUUAAGCCAAUGAAAAUAACAUAUGAAGAUGUUGUAACAGGUGGCAAUUCUAUCUAUGGAUCACAAUUUCCAUUCACAAGUGGCGGAAUCGUUUUUGCAAUUGGACAAGGCGUUCAAUCACCUCCCCACAUGACAGCAGCUCACCCGCAAUCUGUGUUACUUCAAUACUUAUCGCCCGAAGGCAUGCCAAAGCAAACGGCAGUUCAGUAUGUUCAACUCUUGAGGCCUGUGAUGAUGGUUCCGUCACAACCUUAUCUUCCACCGCAAUCAAUUUCAAUGGAUAUUCAAACAGAAACAGCAAAGCCGAUUUUCACAAAGCCUACAAUAAUUCCUUAUAGAUCUUAUUCGAAACCAUCAAGUACGAUAAUCGGUGCUCAUUCUGCUCCACUUACAUCUUAUAUCCAAUCGGAUCCUCGACCACUUAUCAAACAGCCAGAGUUAGAUAUUACCUUAAAUAUGAAUGAAUAUGUUCCAGCUGCUUCAUCACGAAUAUCGACGUCAAUUUUAACACCUCAAGUUGCGAGCAUGACAAGCUAUAAACCAUCAAAAUUUUCUAUGAUAUCACAACGAGCAUAA
Messenger RNA from Chironomus riparius, 786 nucleotides. NCBI's taxonomy places the organism in Eukaryota, Metazoa, Arthropoda, Insecta, Diptera, Chironomidae. The record is from the annotation of a GenBank genome assembly.